CCCUUUUUUAAAUUUCCAUCUUAAAUUCAAAAACCCAUUUCAGCCAAGUGGAAGUUGAGAGGGUAACCGCCGGAAAAUGGGUUUUGCGGCGGAGAGAGCGGUUGCGGUGACGGCGGCGGUGUUCGUGGUGGUCAUGACCAUGGUGCUAGAGCCGGCGGUGGCGGCGGUUUAUAAGGUUGGAGACGCCGCCGGCUGGACCACCAUCGGCGGCGUCGACUACAAGCAGUGGGCUGCUACCAAGACUUUCCAGCCCGGUGAUGUCAUCGUAUUUGAGUACAACGCCAAGUUCCACAACGUAAUGAGAGUGACGCAUGGGAUGUACAAAUCAUGCAAUGUCUCAGACCCCAUAGAGACACACUCUUCCGGCAACGACACCAUCACCAUUCAAACCAGAGGCCAUCACUUUUUCCUCUGCGGCGUUCCCGGCCACUGCCAGGCCGGCCAGAAGGUCGACAUUAACGUCCAACGCCUUGCUUCCACCACCGUCGCCCCAGAGCCCUCUGCCUUGGCCUCCCCUGCCGUCCCCCUCGCACAUACACCCACCGCACAAGCACCAAAAGCCACUGCCCCGCGCCUCAGCACUGGCUUUUGGCUAUUGCUUUCGGCCUUGUCCGUUCUAGCGUUCGCUUAAACGGGCACAAGCCAAGCCCUUCCCUUUCAUUAAGUUGCAGUCUUUUUUGUACAACAAAUUUCAGCCAUUUUGUAGUGAUAGUUCGUCAUCGAGGUCUCUUUUUACGUCGUCUAUACAUACGUUUUCGUAAGUUUGAA
Messenger RNA from Cucurbita moschata (crookneck pumpkin), 768 nucleotides. RefSeq names its product mavicyanin-like. The record is from RefSeq and is a predicted model, not a curated record. The coding region runs from base 77 to 631 and encodes 184 amino acids. NCBI's taxonomy places the organism in Eukaryota, Viridiplantae, Streptophyta, Magnoliopsida, Cucurbitales, Cucurbitaceae. Gene Ontology annotation, molecular function: electron transfer activity. Gene Ontology annotation, cellular component: plasma membrane. The transcript has 2 exons.